This is a messenger RNA of Ceraceosorus bombacis, 2405 nucleotides long. The record is from the annotation of a GenBank genome assembly. NCBI's taxonomy places the organism in Eukaryota, Fungi, Basidiomycota, Exobasidiomycetes, Ceraceosorales, Ceraceosoraceae.
CUCCUGUUCUUGUGACGCUGUCACUUUGCGCUUCGUGGAUGAUCCUGAUCUGCUGCUGCUGUCUCUUGCUCUUGCUGCGACUCUCGCGGCACCUCUCGACGCACCCUGGAAGCGGCCCACUUGGACAUCACGGCCAUCCUUGCACUGCCAAAGCUUCUCGCGCUCGCUGCUCUCGCUCUCCGCUCUUUCAUGGCCGAAUGUGUCCUGGCGCCAUGUUUCAUCGAUCCGCUCUUGCACAGAAGGUGCUGCACCUGGUACGAUGGCGUUUGCGCGUAUGGGUCCUCUUCGAGAGCCCCCGUGAAUGCUGUGCUCCAGCGUGUUGCACCGACGAGAGUAUUGGACGAUCCUAACCCUAAGUUAUUGUUAGUCGGUAUCGCUUUCGGACUGGGCCUUUGGGGUCAUGUCUGAUGGCACAUUGGGACACGACUGCCUCAGAUUGGAACGCAUUCGCUUGUACUGUCUGCGUUUCAAGAGGAGGCUUUGCCGCCAAGGAUCUCUCGUUGGAGGGAGAGUGCGGUCGUGGAGCGUCCGGCGUGAUGCCGAGCGCACUGCAACAUGGCUGGAGGAGCAUGGGAGGCCUGACAUGGCAGACGACGAGGAUGCAGCGAGUACCUAGCAUCUUCUGCAUGCUUGGCGCACCAGGAUCGUCGCUGCCUUGGUCCCGUCUUCUUGCAAAGUCACCUCUUCGCGGGGCUUCCCAUGUGAGGACGACAGCCUUGCUCGGUUAAACUUCUAGGCAAGUUCUGGCUUUGUCAUGCCUGCCCGUCGGAGCUUGACCGCUUUCUCUCGAUGAGAGACCCGCCGACCGGCGCAAUUUGCGAGUGCUGCCUGCUCAGCUGCUCACCGUGCGAUUUGCGCCCAAACCUUAUAUCGUAAGCCUAUCUUAAGAUCCUUGCUUGGAAGAGCGAUGCUUUGCAUUGGAACACCUUCAUCAGCACCUGCUCCUUUCGGCUCGUUGGAAGGCGCACGAUCGGGCUUUGGAGCAGAAGCUACCAACGGUCGUCGCCUUGGUCAGUAUCGUUUCUGUGGGAGCGCUUUCUAUUCUCGAAGAACCGUGCAGCUGCUCAGUCCGACACUUCGCACGUCGGAGGACGGAAGGACAGUAGAGCCUCGAGCCGUUUGGUUCCGCCAAGCGGCCUCUAAAACAAAGCACCCAUCAAAAAAGAGUUCCGGUGCGGCAUGAAGCUAUGUUCGAGCUGCGUUCGGGAACGUGCGAUCAAGGGUAAGUGAUGGCAGUGCUCGAUGGCAAGGGAACGUCAAGAGAGACAAUGAGCCGAGGGGACCAACAGCAGCGGCGCAGAGGACACGGCGCAGAUGUGUAGUUAGGUUUGCACGAGGCAGGUAGGUCGGGACGUUCACGGGCAAGCUCAGCGGUGCUUCCACGGCUCGGACAGGAAUCGUGCUUGAGCAGCCUUGCCGCCUUUGGGAGCCGUGCAACACGGGCAUGCGAGAGGUGGCUGACAAACGUCACCACCCUUUCAUGGUGCUUGGUUAGGGCCUGGUGCCCGCUUUGCUCGCAAGAUUUCCUGCCGUGGAUGUUGGGGACCGCGGGCCUUGCGCAGAGCGGCUAGACGGGGGCCACUUCCACAUAUGCAUCCACAUCGCAUUCGACUUUUUCUACUUCCUUAAAGUACCGGCCCGACCUACGCUUGCCGAGGAUGGGCUCGGCCACACAGCAGCAAUGCUAUCAUGAUAUGACUGCUUGCGACCCUUCUUAGGAUGGCGAGUGCCUCAUGAGCACACAUCCCAGAGAGUGUCUGUUGAGAUGACUACUGACACGAGGAGCUCGAUCCUGCUGAGAUUGCCAUCAGCGUAUCGAGCCGGCAUUGCCGGACUUGCCGUCACUGUGCAGGCUUCGGCUAUGGCGCUCGGCGCAGAGACUGUGGACCAUCUCAGCAUCCAUGGUGACAAGCAGAGUUUCGACUGUGAAUACGUUUGCACAGGUAUUGUCUUUGUGCAAAUGCAAGGACCGCGUGGUGCUCAAGGAAGCUGCAUGCUCAGUUUCAAAGGCAGCAUGAAUCGACGCCACUCUGGGUGGGGUCGUUCGUAUUUGGGAUUCUUAAUUGAUGACUCAAGAGUCAUGCUUCGGAGCCAGCAGGUGAUGCGCGACCGAAAAUUGUUGGCUCGAGUCAGGCGCGAGCAUCUCGCAAAAGGAGUUGCACCAGCAGAAGAGGCGAUUUGUUGAGUCCGCCGGGUCGGACGCGGCACAAAAACAAUCUUCCGAUGCCCGCACUCACAUCAUACAGCAGGCGUCACAGGCCAGGAAAGCACAUCUGAUGAGUUGUGGAUCAUUGAGGGCACUCACACUGUCUGGCUCAGAGUUGACCAGAAGGAGCUGCAAUGCAGGUUUCGCCGUUUGGCGUUCGACGCUAAGGACUCAGCCGCAACGCCAUUCGUGAUUCUGA